AAUCAGCUGCUGGGUCAAGCUUUUUGGAUUUCUAGAUGAAGUUUCAUCUAUGUUUUCUCUUGUAUAUUGAGGUAGAGACUUUUUAAUGUUUUAUGAAUUUUAUGUAUUGGCCUUGGGCUCUGUGAAGUUUAUCUUUUGAACCAAAAAAAAGAAAAACCUUCUUGGAAAUAUAAAAUCCUAGUCAUAAUUCUGAGUCCAUUUGCAGUGGCUGUAGAUGAAAACAGCAGAGAAACCGUGUCUUCUUUCUUGUUCAGGUCAUUAUGUUAAUGGAGAAGAGGAUGCUUAUACAACUCUUUUAACCAAGUAAAAACAAUAAAUAAAUGAAGAAAACUAGUUCACAACAGAACGCGAAAAAGCUGAAUGCUUGCCUCUUUUCCUUCUUUUCACCAUCGUCAGCUUCUCUCCUCUGAAUUUCACUAUUUGUAACUGAUAUUUGUUAGAGGCAGGGAGGAAAUUGAGGACGCAAGUUUUCUUUCAUCACUGAUACGAAUGGAUCAGGGGCACUCAACUAGUAAUGUGGAGAACAAGCAAGAUGAGUAUAUUCUGAUUAAUGAUGCGGAGGAACCACAUUUGGGAAUGUUUGACAAACCCCUUCCUUGUUUUGGCUGUGGAAUUGGAUGGUUUUCUCUCUUGCUUGGAUUUGUGUGCCCUUUAGUAUGGUACUUUGCAGCAAUUCUCUAUUUUGGUAGGUACUACCAUAGGGAUCCGAGGGAACGAUCAGGGCUAGCUGCCUGUGCAAUAUCUGCUACGGUGUGCACAAUAGCUGCGGUGAUUGCUCUGCUUGUUAUUUUGUUAUAGUUCUUACCACCACAGUUUCAUGUUGGAAACAGCUACUUGUGUCAUAGAAAAGAUGAAAAUGAUGUUCUGUAGUUAAGAUUUUCAUCCUUGAGUUCCAGUGGAAGGAAAAAAGCAUCAGUGAUCAAGGUUCUAAAUCUGUAACAUUUACUGAAUCCCUCUUCAGUCUUGUACAUAAAACAAACAAUGGAGAAUUUUGAAGGGGAAAGAAGCGACUGUUAAAUAUCAGUUUAAUGGAAAGAUAUAAAUUAGUGGAUAGCUAACGAAAUUGAUAAUUGAUUUUUAUUUGACAUGAAGACGCGAAUAUAGUUUCUUUUUGGUUC
This is a messenger RNA of Manihot esculenta (cassava), 1118 nucleotides long. RefSeq names its product 60S ribosomal protein L18a-like protein. The record is from RefSeq and is a predicted model, not a curated record. The transcript has 5 exons. NCBI's taxonomy places the organism in Eukaryota, Viridiplantae, Streptophyta, Magnoliopsida, Malpighiales, Euphorbiaceae. Bases 490 to 798 code for a protein of 102 amino acids.